Messenger RNA from Columba livia (rock pigeon), 1608 nucleotides. It is a transcript of the gene IMP3, whose product is annotated as IMP U3 small nucleolar ribonucleoprotein 3. Gene Ontology annotation, molecular function: snoRNA binding; structural constituent of ribosome; rRNA binding. The transcript has a single exon. NCBI's taxonomy places the organism in Eukaryota, Metazoa, Chordata, Aves, Columbiformes, Columbidae. Gene Ontology annotation, cellular component: small ribosomal subunit; Mpp10 complex; small-subunit processome. The record is from RefSeq and is a predicted model, not a curated record. Bases 1 to 558 code for a protein of 185 amino acids. Gene Ontology annotation, biological process: ribosomal small subunit biogenesis; rRNA processing.
AUGGUGCGGAAGCUGAAAUACCACGAGCAGAAGCUGCUGCGGCGGCUGGACCUGGUGAACUGGGAGGCGUCGGCGGGGAACUUGGCCGAGGUGAAGGCGCUGCGGCGGUACCGGCUGGGCCGGCGGGAGGACUACGUGCAGUACAAGGCGCUGGCCCGCGCCGUCCGCGCCUUGGCCCAGCGGCUCCGCGACCUGGGCCCGGCCAGCGCCGCCUUCCGCGCCCGCUGCUCCGCCGCCUUGCUGGAGAAGCUGUACGGGCUGGGGCUGCUGAACGACCGGCGCUCCCUGGCCGCCUGCGAGAGCCUCUCGGCCGCCGCCUUCUGCCGCCGCCGCCUGCCGUGCCUGCUGGUGAAGCUGCGGAUGGCGCAGAACCUGCGCCACGCCGUCACCUUCGUGGAGCAGGGACACGUCCGUGUGGGGCCCGAGGUGGUGACCGACCCCGCUCUCCUCAUCCCCCGCGCCGUGGAGGACUUCAUCACCUGGGUGGAUGCUUCUCGCCUGCGGCAGAAGGUUCUGGACUACAACCAGGAGCGCGAUGACUUCGACCUGGCUGCCUAGGGGUGCACUGGCUCACCGUCGAUUCUCUGCUCCUGCCUCUUGGGACGCAUGUGGGGUAUAACCACGGCGGUGCCACCAUCAGAUAUUUAAACCCCCCAAACACACCAGGAAGGGGAGCGAGGAGGAAGCAUAUGCAGUUCUAGUAAAGUAUCGCUCUGUGCCUACCUCCCCUUCGCAGCUACCAGCUCCGCUCAUCUGCAUAAAUAAACAUCCCUUCCACAUCCAUCACUCGGAGAAAACAUCUGAUAACCUGGCUCCUUCAUACUCACAUCCUGUAAAGCAAAAGUGCUUCGAAAGGUCUCUGCCUGGACAUGGUCGGGUGUCAGUGCUUGGCUGCUAAUAAUAACUGCUGGAUGGGUCUUAAGCCCGGCUGAGCGGCCCUUUUAGGACUGAGAUUGGCAGCUUUGCUGCUGCUUUUUUGAGAGGCUGCCACGAAAGAUUGAUGGUUAUUCCAUGAGCUGAUGGGUGCGCAGUGACCAGAGGAGCUGCUUUUCUCUUGAUAUGGAGGAACAUGUAUAUGGGGGAAAUGCAGGGGGUUGUUUGGGGUCAGGAGUAACGAGAAGGCCAUUACUGCCUUUCUGGAGCUGUAAAAAUAUAGACAAAAAUAGAAUUAAAACAAAACAAAACUUAAUUUUCAUGUGAAUUUGUAAAGGGAAGUUUGAUACUCUUAAGUUCAGUGACUUUGCUGUCUGGGUUCCAGCUGACAACCAUAAUUUAGGGAGCAGGAUCUGAUGGGAGGUGUUGGAGCAAAAGCUGUCCUGACCAUAACUGCAAAUCUGGAGGGCAUUUUUUGCAUUUAGCACAUAAGCCGAACAAAAGUUGGUAGCUGAGGGGAGCCUCAGGCCUUCUGGGGCUGUUGGGAUCUUUAUUUUCCUUUGAAGAGCAGAAAAGCAAAAAUAAAGCAAUUGUUUUACGUUGCUGAAGAAAUGUGUGUGAUAUUUGAUGAUGUCAUUUCUUCGAGGGUUUCUUCUGAUUUUAAAAUAUUCCGGUAAGCCCUGUUUGUCAUCUUGUGGAACUUUUUUUUUUAUUAAAUGUAAUUUUUUAAUGUUU